Molecule: messenger RNA, 3639 nt
Organism: Penicillium oxalicum
Lineage: Eukaryota; Fungi; Ascomycota; Eurotiomycetes; Eurotiales; Aspergillaceae
Product: coatomer subunit alpha
Exons: 8
Coding region: 1-3639 (1212 amino acids)
Biological process (GO): intra-Golgi vesicle-mediated transport; intracellular protein transport; endoplasmic reticulum to Golgi vesicle-mediated transport
Cellular component (GO): COPI vesicle coat
Molecular function (GO): structural molecule activity; protein binding
Source: RefSeq, a predicted model, not a curated record
AUGCAGUCUUCCCCAAACAUGCUCACUAAGUUUGAGUCAAAAUCUUCCAGAGCAAAGGGAAUCGCAUUCCACCCGAAACGACCAUGGAUCCUUGUCUCCCUUCACUCCUCCACAAUUCAGUUAUGGGAUUACCGGAUGGGAACUCUCAUCGACCGAUUUGAAGAGCACGAUGGCCCUGUCCGAGGAAUCGAUUUUCACCCCACGCAGCCCCUGUUCGUCUCCGGUGGUGAUGACUACAAGAUCAAGGUCUGGAAUUACCAGACACGGAGGUGUUUGUUCACAUUGAACGGGCAUCUGGACUAUGUGCGCACCGUUUUCUUCCACCCUGAGCUGCCAUGGAUCCUGUCUGCCUCCGAUGACCAGACCAUUCGCAUUUGGAAUUGGCAGAAUCGCUCUCUGAUCUGCACCAUGACUGGACACAACCACUAUGUCAUGUGCGCUCAAUUCCAUCCUACAGAAGACCUCAUCGCCUCCGCGUCACUGGACCAAUCCGUCCGCAUUUGGGAUAUUUCCGGCCUGCGAAAGAAGCACUCUGCUCCUACCUCCGUGUCCUUUGAGGAUCAAAUGGCUCGUGCCAAUCCCAACCAAGCUGACAUGUUUGGAAACACCGACGCCAUUGUAAAAUUCGUGUUAGAAGGCCAUGAUCGUGGUGUGAACUGGGUGUCAUUCCAUCCGACCCUGCCCUUGAUCGUGUCCGCUGGUGAUGACCGUCUGAUCAAGUUGUGGCGCAUGAGUGACACGAAGGCAUGGGAGGUUGACACGUGCCGAGGACACUACCAGAAUGCUUCUGCGUGUCUUUUCCAUCCGCACCAGGAUCUCAUUCUUUCCGUUGGUGAAGAUAAGACGAUUCGUGUGUGGGACCUCAACAAGCGCACUUCUGUGCAGUCAUUCAAACGAGACCUCGACCGAUUCUGGGUAAUCGCCGCCCAUCCGGAGAUGAACCUGUUUGCUGCUGGUCACGACACUGGUGUUAUGGUCUUCAAACUGGAGCGUGAGCGUCCCGCUUCUGCUGUGUACCAAAACCAGCUAUUCUACAUCACCAAGGAGAAGCAUGUCAAGUCUUACGAUUUUGGCAAGAAUGUCGAAUCCCCUCCUAUGUUGUCACUCCGGAAGCUUGGCUCUCCCUGGGUCCCACCUCGAACCCUCUCAUACAACCCCGCUGAGCGUGCCAUUCUGGUCACAUCUCCCACCGACAGCGGCACCUACGAGUUAAUUCACCUCCCUCGAGAUGCAACGGGCGCUGUGGAGCCAACUGAUGUGAAGCGUGGCCAGGCUACGUCGGCUGUCUUUGUUGCGCGAAACCGAUUCGCCGUCUUCAAUCCUGCAAGCCAGCAGGUAGACAUCAAAGAUCUUAGCAAUUCUACCACGAAAACCAUCAAGCCCCCCGCUGGUACAACUGAUAUUUACUUUGGCGGCACUGGCUGCCUGCUCUUUAUUACGCCUACCACGGUCACGCUUUUCGAUAUUCAGCAGAAAAAGCAGCUUGCUGAGCUUGCUGUCAGCGGGGUGAAAUAUGUUGUUUGGUCCAACGAUGGUCUUUACUGUGCCCUCCUGAGCAAGCACAAUGUGACGAUUGUUACCAAGACUCUCGAACAGGUCAGCACCCUGCACGAGACUAUCCGGAUCAAGAGCGCAACAUGGGACGACACUGGAGUACUCAUCUAUUCAACCCUUAACCACGUCAAAUAUUCCCUGCUGAAUGGCGACAAUGGAAUUAUUCGAACACUUGAUCAGACGGUCUACUUGGUCCGCGUUAAGGGACGGAAUGUGUACUGCCUUGAUCGCAAUGCUCAACCCCAGAUUCUCGCAAUCGAUCCUACAGAGUACCGUUUCAAGCUGGCCCUUGUGAAGCGGAAUUAUGACGAGAUGCUCCAGAUCAUUAAGACUUCAAGCUUGGUUGGUCAGAGCAUCAUCUCUUAUCUUCAAAAGAAGGGCUAUCCUGAAAUUGCUCUUCAAUUCGUGCAAGAUCCACAGACUCGAUUUGAUCUGGCCUUGGAGUGUGGAAACCUUGAAGUUGCGACUGAGAUGGCCCGUGAACUUGAUCGGCCACAAAUUUGGAGUCGACUGGGGGCCGAAGCAUUGGCACACGGAAACCAUCAGACCGUGGAGAUGACCUACCAGAAGCAGCGCAAUUUCGACAAACUUUCUUUCCUCUACCUUGCUACGGGUGAUCAAGAGAAGCUUGCUCGCAUGGCAAAGAUCGCGGAGCACCGGGGAGACUUUACUUCUCGUUUCCAGAACGCUGUUUAUCGUGGCGACGUUGAGGAUCGCAUUCAGAUGUUCAAGGAGGUCGACCAGUAUCCUUUGGCUUACCUCACCGCCAAGUCUCAUGGGUUGACGGAAGAGGCCGAGUCCAUUCUCGAAGCCUGUGGUCUCACGGAGGAUCAAAUCACCCUGCCGUCCCUCCAGGAGCCCCUCAAGAUCGCGCACCCUAUUGCUCCCACCUUCAGGUCCAAUUGGCCUGUGAAAGCCGCUGGUCACUCUUCAUUCGAGAAGGCCCUCCUGGGGGAGGUCGGUGAUGAGGAAGAAAUUGCCGCCGAUUCUUUGGACAUUCAGGACGAUGAGACAGCGGCAGUUGUCACCAAGGACACUAUGGAAGAAGAGGAGGAAGAUGCUUCUGGGUGGGACAUGGGAGAUGAUAUCAACGUCGAGGAAGAUGUUGAAUUUGUCAACGUCGAAAGCGCUGAAGCUGGCGCAGGCAGCUCUGAGGCUGAUCUGUGGGCCCGCAACUCGCCAUUGGCAGCUGACCACGUCGCUGCUGGUUCGUUCGAUACGGCAAUGCAGCUAUUGAACCGUCAAGUCGGUGCGGUUCAAUUUGCUCCUCUCAAGGAGCGAUUCCUCGAGAUUUACAAGGGCUCCAAGACCUAUUUGCCUGCCUCCAGUGGUCUACCACCCCUGGCCAACUACGUGCGAAGAACCAUCGAGGAAACGGACAGCCGCAAGGUCCUGCCCCUGAUUCCCCGCGAUCUCGAAACGGUGGCCAGUGUUGAUCUUCAGGAAGGAUACGCCGCCAUGCGCUCCAAUAAGCUCGAGGACGGCGUGAGGACAUUCAAGCGCAUUCUCCACACACUGCUUGUCAAUACCGUCUCGUCCGAAAGUGAGGUUGAGCAAGCGAAGAAGAUCAUCUCCACUGCCAGAGAGUACAUUCUCGCCAUGUCCAUUGAGUUGGCACGUCGUUCCCUGUCUACCGAUACUCCCGAGGGUCUCAAGCGUAGCCUGGAGUUGUCGGCGUACUUUACGAUUCCCAAGCUUGAGGUUGCUCACCGCCAGUUGGCUCUGAUGGCAGCUAUGAAGCUCGCGUUCGCCAACAAAAAUUACAACUCCGCGCUGGGCUUCGCCAACCGGAUGCUUGCCAACGGUGGAUCCGCCAAGCUGCUGGAUCAGGCCAAGAAGAUCAAGGCUCAAUGUGAGCGAAACCCCCAAGAUGCGAUCGAUAUUGAGUUCGACCAGUUCGCCGAAUUCGAUAUUUGCGCCGCCUCCUUUACCCCGAUCUUCAGUGGUUCUCCCUGCGUGAUUGAUCCCUUCACGGGCGCCAAGUACCACGAGCAAUACAAGGGUAGUGUUUGCCGGAUAUCUGACGUGACCGAAAUCGGCGCGCCCGCGAGCGGCCUGCGCCUGUUUGUUCCGACUCAAUAUUAG